CGCGUCCCCCGCUUCCGGCGGCGGCGGGGCCUGGGGCUCCCCCUGCGGGCGGCUGUGCGGCGGGCGCCGGCCGGCCCGCGGGCUGGGGGGUGGGCUGUGGCGGGGGGAUGGGCCGGGCCCCGGCGGGUGCGGACGCGUGUGCGGAGGAGGGCUCGGGAAGGUUUGGCGGCUGAGACUCCGCUGCUCGGAGCUGCGCCGGCUUCCCUGCCCCGUCUCCGGUCGCCCCCCGACUCGGGGGCUUGAGCCUGAGAGCGUCCCGGGCCGGGCCUUCCAGCCCCGAAGCAGCCCACCCAGAGACCCCCGGACUCCGAUCGCGAGGUCGGAGGCUCCGGGGAAGUUCUUCGGACCUUCGAGAAGAACUCGAGGACUUGCGGCUGCCCGACCCGAGCCUAGCGUGGCAGGUAGGCCCUGGGAGUGGGGCCCGGGGCGAAGACUCCACGCCUGGAGCCCUCAUCCCCCGCACCCCCUAGGGUAGCGCCGAGGCUUGGGCAGCAUGACGACGGAGACCUUCGUGAAGGAUAUCAAGCCCGGGCUCAAGAAUCUGAACCUCAUCUUCAUUGUGCUGGAGACAGGCCGAGUGACCAAGACAAAGGACGGGCACGAGGUUCGGACCUGCAAAGUGGCAGACAAAACAGGCAGCAUCAAUAUCUCUGUCUGGGACGACGUGGGCAACCUGAUCCAGCCUGGAGACAUUAUUCGGCUCACCAAAGGGUACGCUUCAGUGUUCAAAGGCUGUCUCACACUAUACACUGGACGUGGCGGUGACCUUCAGAAGAUUGGAGAAUUCUGUAUGGUUUAUUCUGAGGUUCCUAACUUCAGUGAGCCAAACCCAGAGUACAGCGCCCAGCAGGCACCCAACAAGACGGUGCAGAACGACAGCAGCCCCACAGCUCCGCAGCCUGCCACAGGACCACCUGCCGUCUCUCCAGCCUCUGAGAACCAGAACGGGAAUGGACUGAGUGCCCCACCAGGUCCUGGUGGUGGCCCACACCCACCUCACGUACCCUCGCACCCCCCCAGCACCCGAAUUACCCGAAGCCAGCCCAACCACACACCUGCCGGCCCUCCUGGCCCCUCCAGCAACCCUGUCAGUAACGGCAAAGAAACCCGGAGGAGCAGCAAGAGAUAGCAAGACGUUCUUCGUCCCUUCCCACCACCCACCAUAACCCAGGUGUCUCCUGGAGAACACAGCCUCCUACUAGGCUGCUGGCUUUUGGGGGGUGGGGUGGGGUGGCUGGGUAGGUAGCAGUAUUUUAGUCACUAAAUUUCAUUGCAGGGGUAGGGAGCUGAGGCCUUUAGCCACCCUAAGCCCAUACUCCCUGCCUUGCCCAGCUGAAGCUGCCUAUCCCCUGGGAUUGAAGGCCCUUUGCCUGCCCUCCUUCCUUUUAGAAACCACAGUCACAGUCUGUUUCCAAUGUGUGUGAUGUGGGAGUUGAAUUGAACCCCUCCUUCCUAAUAAACGUUACCACUCUGUG
Molecule: messenger RNA, 1475 nt
Organism: Canis lupus familiaris (dog)
Lineage: Eukaryota; Metazoa; Chordata; Mammalia; Carnivora; Canidae
Gene: NABP2
Product: nucleic acid binding protein 2
Exons: 6
Coding region: 494-1129 (211 amino acids)
Biological process (GO): response to ionizing radiation; mitotic cell cycle checkpoint signaling; double-strand break repair via homologous recombination
Cellular component (GO): SOSS complex
Molecular function (GO): DNA binding
Source: RefSeq, a predicted model, not a curated record